AGCCCAAUGAUCCCAAACCUCCCUAAUCAACUCAAAUCACACAACACUCACUUAGACACCACCACCACCAAAGGCCAUGGCUUCUCUUGCAACCGUAGCCGCUGUCCAGCCCGCCACCAUCAAGGGCCUUGGUGGAAGCUCCCUCGCCGGAACAAAGCUCUACAUCAAGCCCACCCGUCAAAGCCUCAAGCCCAGAAACGUCAAAAGUGGAGCUGUGGUGGCGAAAUAUGGUGACAAAAGUGUCUACUUUGACCUUGAAGAUUUGGGCAACACCACCGGGCAAUGGGACUUGUACGGGUCAGAUGCCCCUUCACCAUACAACUCUCUUCAGAGCAAAUUCUUUGAGACAUUUGCAGCCCCAUUCACCAAGAGAGGAUUGCUUCUCAAGUUCUUGAUAUUAGGAGGUGCAUCCACCCUUGCCUACCUUAGCGCCACUGCCUCUGGUGACAUUCUACCGAUCAAGAAAGGUCCUCAACUCCCACCCCAGCCCGGGCCACGUGGCAAGAUCUAAGUUUACUUAAGGGGGGUUUUUUUUUUUUUUUUUUUUUUUUUUUUUUUUCUCUUUCUCUCUCAUUUUCUGAGCACUUCAUUGUUGUUUUAUGUACCUGUUUGAUUUUAGAAUUUGUAAGUAUGUUUUAAAGCGUACUUAAGACCCCUUAUUUGACUAAUCAAAAAGGUGUAUUUCAAGGUGCAAUUUAGGGGAUUGCUUU
Molecule: messenger RNA, 710 nt
Organism: Morus notabilis
Lineage: Eukaryota; Viridiplantae; Streptophyta; Magnoliopsida; Rosales; Moraceae
Product: photosystem I reaction center subunit VI, chloroplastic
Exons: 3
Coding region: 77-511 (144 amino acids)
Biological process (GO): photosynthesis
Cellular component (GO): photosystem I reaction center; chloroplast thylakoid membrane; photosystem I
Source: RefSeq, a predicted model, not a curated record